AAAUCCACCGCGGGGCAGAACGGAUCGUGCCCACGGGCAGGACCUGACCUGCUAUUUCAGUUGACACCAACACAGUAAAACAGGAGGUAGAAAGACAAGCAAAGCCCUGAACGCACCAGACCAGCGGGGGAAGCCAAGCACGUGUGGGUGGGAUGCCACAGCCCGAGGGUGCAGCGGGACCAGAGGUGCUGCCCGCACUGCCCCGGCCCAGCCCCGGGGAUGCGCAGGACACGCGGGGACCUGCCUGGUGCGGGCAGCGCAGCUCCGCCACGGCCGCCUGCCCGCGCCCACCUCGUCCUGCCCGGCCCGGCCCGGGGGCACUCGGACUGGGACCCGGAUGGGACAUGGGUGGAGGGGGAGAGAUAUAGAUACAGAUCUCGGUACCUUGUAUACAGAGGCACCUAUGUCUACUCCAAUAUAACAACACGGGGUCUGUGCCUGUCUGUCCCCAUGUCCUGGAGCUGCAGGACAGGGCAAGGAGGCGUUUGCAGCAAGCGGGGAGCUGGGGGUGCAGCCAGGGGCGGGGGCAAGUUUGCAACGCCCCCCGGCUCCCACCGGCGUGCCCGGUCCGGGGGCUGCAACCUCGCACCUGCUCCCGCAGCCAGCACUCCCCACCCCACUCGCUUUGAACAUAAAACCCUUCUUUAAAUUGCAUGCACUGCCCAUGAGACAAAGCUGAAGGAUCCUUAACUAAAGCGGUGGAGCAUUUACACUGCCUUCUCUCUCAUCAGCAUCAAACAGCCCUGGACAAACCGAACAAGGGGCCUGGGAGCGGCGUAGGGGAGCCCCUCCCCCCGCAAAGUCUGUGGCAGGACACCCCGCACGCGCAGAUGCCCUGCACUACUAAUGUGCAGCGUUGGGGGCUGGGAUCCCCACCCCAAGAAGAGUUGGGGUGCACACGGGGCAGCGCGCGCCCACACCCGGAGCCCGGCCCGAGCCCGCACCCCCCACCCCCGGCACUGUGGGGAAGGGCGUUUGCAGCCGGCCGGGCCGGGCCGGGCCGGGCACUGCGGGAGGCGGCGGUCGCAGCCCCGCUUGGCCCGGCCCGGCCCGGCCCGGCCCGUGCGCUCCCCCCGCGGGGCCGGGCUCCCUCCCCUCUGCUGCCCGCCGGCUGCGGGGCUCGGAGCGGGGCAGCGCCGGGGCCGGGGCCGGGGCCGGGGCCGGGGCCGGGCAGGAGGCGGCCGGAGCAGAGGGGGAGCCCGGCCGCAGCCGCCCCGCCGCCCCCGGCCCUGCGCCGCCCGCGACCUGCCGGGCUCUUCCCGGCACCCCGGGGGCUCCGGGCCUCCGCCGGCCGCGCUGCCCAGGCUGCCCCGGGGGGUGGCGGGGGCCGCCCGCGCCGGACAAGGACCCCGGCCUGCGUGUGUGCGCGUGUGUGCAUGCAUAUUCCCGCACGCGGGCACGAGGGUGUGCGUCUCUCCAUUCUGUAUGUGCAUGUCAGUGUACAUGUGUCUGUGCGUGCAUGCAUGUGCGUGUGUCUGCGUGCAUGUGCGUGCAUGUCUGUGCAUAUGUGCAUGUGUGUUGAUGUGUGUGCGUGUGCAUGCAUGUGCAUUUGUGUGUGCAUGUCUGUGUGCAUUCAUACAUGCAUGUGCCUGUGUGCAUGAGUCUGUGUGUGUGCAUGUGUGCGCAUGCAUGGCUGCAUGUGCCUGCCUGCGUGUGCAUGUAUGCUGUUUGUGCAUGCGUGCAUGUCUGCAUGCAUACAUGCAUGUGUGUGUGCAUGCGCUCCUCUGCAUGUGCGUGUGCCUGUCUGCAUGUGUGUCUGUGUUCAUGGCAGAAGAGUAUAUUUGUGUCUGUGUCCAUGUGCAGAGAGUGAGUGCCUACAGUGCGCUCCUGUCUGCAUGUGUGCGUGAGUGCAUGCAUCUGUGUUCAUGGCAUGGAGAGCGUGUUAAUGUGUCCUCAUGCAGAGUGAGUAGAGAGCACACCUGUCUCUGCGUGCGUGCAUGUGUAUGUGUCUGUAUUCAUGGCAGGGAGAAUAUGUGUGUGUCUGCGUGCCCAUGUGCAGAGAGAUGGUGCGUCAUGAAGGACACGUGCCCACGGCGGUGACGGGAGCACGACGGUGGCAGCGGGAGAGUGGUGGUGCGAAGCGGGAGCUCCCGCAGGCGGCACUGGCGCUGUCAGCGGUCGGAGGGUGGGGGGUGGUGGCGAGCACUGACCAGGGGGCAGCAAGCACCCAGAGACCUUGCCAGCAAUGUCGGCGGUGCGUUUUUGUAGGGGGUGCAGUGCCACGCUCAGGGGGGGCAUGUGUACAUGCGUGCAUCCCUACACAUUGCCCCUGUGGUAAGUAGAGUCACACAAGGAACAAUGGUCACAAACUGACAGAGAGCAGAUUUAGGCUAGGUAUCAGGGAAAACUCCUUCAGAGUAAGGGUGCCCAAAAUUUGGAGUGGGCUCCCAAGGGAGGCAGUGCUCUCUCCCACCUCGGGGGUCUUUAAGAGAGGGCUGGAUAGGCACCUGGCUGGGGGCAUCUGGCCCAGCGCUCCUUCCUGCCCAAGCAGGGGGUCGGACUCGAUGAUCUGUUGAGGUCCCUUCCCACCCUAGCAUCUGUGAAUCUGUGAAUCCGUGCUUAAAGUAUACCAUUUUGUCAGCCUUCAGACCUAGGAGACUUCACAUUUUGUCAUGAGAGCACGCUACCAACAUCCAAGGUGGUUAGCACGUGGGCACUGCUUUAUAGUUAUUUUUUUUAAUGUUUGCAUGAACUGAUCUCCCCAAGCUCACAAAAUGACUUUUUAGUCUUCUAGUUCACCUCCCUUUCCCAAACAAGGCCACGGAGCCACUAUAACAAAUGUAUCUUGUGUUUCACUCUUAGUGACAAAAGGGAUUUAUCUAAUCUUCUUAUGCCACUGCUUCUGUCCCUGGAGUAGCACACCAAGAGAGCAUCGAAUCACCAACUAUGGGACUGGAAGAGACGUCGGGGCCGUCUAGUCACCCCCUGCUCAAGGCAGGAGCACGCCCUACAAACCCGUCCAGCCAAGGAUCAACUCUGCUCUUAUGCAUUGGCAAGCAUGGAGAUUGUACAACUCUCCGGGUAGCCCAUUUCCGUGUUCCAAAAAACCUAAAAAAAAUCACCCUCAUAUAGAGCGAAAGGUCUUAUAUCGAACCAAAAUAUCCCCUGCUGCAAUUCUUGAUUUACUCUGAGUCUGUUGCUGUGGCUGAAGAAAACAGGACACGUCUCCAUCCUGUCCAUUGCCACCUCUCAGGGAUUUGAAGACAUCGAGCUCUCGAGGACUAAUCUCACAACACAGUCGUUCAACCAAGAUACGUCCAUCUUGCAGUCCGUUCAUCUCAAGCGAAAGAGAUAGCGCCAUUAUCGUUAAGGAAGCAGGCAGGAAAGGUAAAAUGAGGAUGGCAGAGAAGGAGCAUUACCUCAAGGCGCAGUAAGCACAUGAUAUCCAUGAAAGAGCCUCUUCAGCCGCAGCUCUGGUGAAAGGGCUGUUUGACCAAAGGCAGAAGAGGGAGAUCCAGGGCACGGAUCUGGUUAAACAUUUCGCCCUCCAGAAAGGGAAAGGGCUUGAAGGGAAACUGAGGGAAGUUGCCCAUGAAAGCGGUGCAAUGCUGAGAGACUGGGAGGAUCCACAGCGUCAAAGGGCCGACAGUAGGCAGCAAGUAAUACAGUGUAUUUCCCCCAGCUCAGAGCUGGGAGCCAGCGGGAGCCCCCCGGCCUACAGAAAUAGAGGUUACGUCACCGCAGGGAACACGUGUGAGAUAGACCUGGGCCGUAUGUUCUUGUGCACGCACAAUAAAUGGUGUUCGUUAGGAGCUGUUGUUGGAGUCCCUUUCCUCAUCCGCUGUCACAGUGCCCUGGAGGGAAACCCUUGCAGGGUCCAGUCCUGGUUGGAGUCCCUCCUUGUGUGUACCAUCAGGUCGUGUGCAAGCCAAGCCCUGUCUCACACCCGGUGGCUGAUGCAGCGGUGCGGCCGGACACGGCCGAGACGUGCAGGUGGGCAGACCCGGAGAACGUGACACGCAUCACAAUGGCCCCUUCUAGAACCGGCUCAUCGCCGUGCGGCUCUUGGAGACGCACACAGCAGGUCAACUGCUCCCGACCCGACACUGGUUGUUGUCAGGUCACACCCGUGUCCUUGCGAUCACCCUGACCGCAAGGCUACAGAAAACUGGAUAGCUUCUUAUCCCAGGAUACAACCAUGGGAUCCUUUGGAGACACAGGAAGGGAAGGAGAAGAUGCUAUUGAGGCUAACUUUGCCCUGGUUGAACACUGAGGAAAAGGGCUGAGGGCUCAACCCAACAAGAACAGUUUUUCUGUUGGCUUUUUUGGUAAUUGAACUGACCCCUAAAUUCUGCUUCCAGUUUCAUUGGUUGCCGUCCAUUGACUCUGGGGGAUUUGCAUAAGCAAAACCUGAUUAUUAAAGUGUUUUGUGUUGGA
This is a messenger RNA of Alligator mississippiensis (American alligator), 4377 nucleotides long. RefSeq lists its product as uncharacterized. The transcript is spliced from 3 exons. Bases 847 to 2040 code for a protein of 397 amino acids. The record is from RefSeq and is a predicted model, not a curated record. Lineage: Eukaryota; Metazoa; Chordata; Crocodylia; Alligatoridae.